AUGCUCUGUACAUUCGCAACAUUCCCAUCACCGUCCCACGGGCGCAGGUGGAGGAGUUUUUUGUCGGCGUUCGGCACCCUCACUUACUGUGCGAUGCGUGAGGACCACUACGGCAAUCCUGUGUGGGUUGUAUACGCCGAGUACGACUGCCUAGAGUGUUCCAAGAACGCCCUCCUGAGGCUGCAUGGUAGUUCGGAACACUUUACUGGUCCCCCAGUGAUGGUCAAAUAUGCUGAGAACGAUGAAGCCAAACAAGAGCGCCGUCGCCGUCGCGAAGAGGGGCUUGUGCUUCCGGCUCAUCAUUAUCCUUGGUCCGUUGUGGUUAACCCUCCCAAUUACUGGCACCCUGGUUUUUGA
Molecule: messenger RNA, 357 nt
Organism: Trypanosoma conorhini
Lineage: Eukaryota; Euglenozoa; Kinetoplastea; Trypanosomatida; Trypanosomatidae
Product: putative RNA-binding protein
Exons: 1
Coding region: 1-357 (118 amino acids)
Molecular function (GO): nucleic acid binding
Source: RefSeq, a predicted model, not a curated record